GCAUGACAAUGUUUCUUCGUGACCCGCGGACUCGAUCAUGUUGCCUUGAAGACUUUCCACGGUGCUCUACAGUGGGAGUAUCUCACCUGAAGGUUGGAGUGAUGAGUUCUGCUCCGGUCAGCUGAUAGGCGCUAUGUCUUGUCCUCACGGCGUGAUAACAGCUUGGAAUAAAAGCUCACACUCUGACUGAGCCGACUGCAGUUCAGAACACACAGCCGAGAACAGCAGACAUGGAGCGCACUCUCCUGCUGGCGCUGUUCCUCUCAGCGGGGUCUCCCUACUUGGUGGCCCAGGAGGUGGCCCAGGAGGUGUCCCAGGAGCCCCUCCACGCGGUGAUCGCCCGCUGCGGCGCCGAGCACGAGGUGGACUCCGAGAAUCCAUUAGCAGUGAACUGGAACACGAGCCUGCCUAGCAACAUCAGCCUCAACAAUACCAUCCGCUUCUUGGGCUGCUUGUACUCGGCGGCGGGGGUGAGCGCGGCGCGUCAGCUGUACCGCCGCGUGCUGCACGUCGUGCGAGACCAUCUGCAGCUGCGAGGCUGCAUCUCCGCACAGGACCUGCGCGGCUGCACGCAGCCAGCCAGCAACGGGACCAGGGCCGGCGAGGACUCGACGAGCAACGUGAUCAGGACUCUGCUGCCUUGCGUCCGGGGCGUAUUGUCGUGUCUGACUUGAAAUUGUGCAGAGGAGAAGCAGAAGAUGAAGAAGCCGGGAGCCAUUACUAAAAAAAAAUCAAAAAUGUUACGUUUUUAAUAUAUUUAGUAAAAUAUGCCAACAUGUAAUCAAGGAACAUUAAAAAAAAACCUUAGUGUGUGAAUAUAUUGUAAUUAUAAUAAUUAUUUCAUUAAAAACGACAUAGGAAUGUCGAUGAAUGUAUAAAUAAAUCAAUACAUAAACAU
This is a messenger RNA of Bacillus rossius redtenbacheri, 898 nucleotides long. RefSeq lists its product as uncharacterized. NCBI's taxonomy places the organism in Eukaryota, Metazoa, Arthropoda, Insecta, Phasmatodea, Bacillidae. The transcript has 7 exons. The record is from RefSeq and is a predicted model, not a curated record. The coding region runs from base 231 to 674 and encodes 147 amino acids.